AUGCCCGUCCCCACCGCCGAUCUCUUUGACAAGCAACAAAACGAAGCCAACUCGACACAGCCUCCCAGCUCUGCUUCACACACUUCCACCGACCAGAGAAACAACAACAGCUAUUUCGGGACCACGCCUGGCAGUUCGACCAGUGUGUUGCAGAAUGCUGACAGUGGUCGCGCUCUGACCAAGGAGGAGGCUGAUCGUCUGUACGAGGAGCGGAUGGAGGAGGAAUACGCGAAGAGGGAUGGCGGCGCCUAA
Molecule: messenger RNA, 252 nt
Organism: Penicillium griseofulvum
Lineage: Eukaryota; Fungi; Ascomycota; Eurotiomycetes; Eurotiales; Aspergillaceae
Exons: 1
Coding region: 1-252 (83 amino acids)
Source: RefSeq, a predicted model, not a curated record